Molecule: messenger RNA, 2752 nt
Organism: Platichthys flesus (European flounder)
Lineage: Eukaryota; Metazoa; Chordata; Actinopteri; Pleuronectiformes; Pleuronectidae
Gene: slc25a24
Product: solute carrier family 25 member 24
Exons: 10
Coding region: 283-1707 (474 amino acids)
Biological process (GO): transmembrane transport
Cellular component (GO): mitochondrial inner membrane
Molecular function (GO): ATP transmembrane transporter activity; calcium ion binding
Source: RefSeq, a predicted model, not a curated record
UUUCUCCUCAGCGCAGUCGAUCGACUCACUUCAUCCGCCUCCUGCUUCCUACUUCCCCGCUGAAGAUCCACUGUCCACCGGACCAGCCUGCACCACGACCCGGGACCACUCGUCUACCUCUUCUCUCGAGCCUGCGCUGCGGGGAUCUGUUUGAAAUCCUCCGGCUGCUCCAAACCAGAAGUGCAAACCACAGGAAUCUAACUGAGUGUGUGUGUUUGUGUCUGUGGGUGUGUGUGAGUCUGUGUGAGUGUGUGUGUGUGUGAGGCCUCCGCAUCUCUCAGCAUGUAUCAGGCGGUGAGGAAGCUGUUUUUCACGGACUGUCACUGUGCAGAUGAGUCGAGCACGUACGAGACGCUGUUCUCCAAACUGGACACAAACAAAGAUGGGAAGGUGGAUGUGUCCGAGCUGAAGGCAGGACUGGCCGCUAUGGGCAUCCAGACCGGGAAGGGAGCAGCCCAGAAAAUAAUUUCUUCAGGAGACAAAGACAAAGAUGAAGGGCUCGACUUCAGCGAGUUCUCCAAGUACCUAAAGGAUCACGAGAAGAAGUUACGGCUGACCUUCAAGAGCUUGGACAAAAACAACGAUGGUCGAAUUGACUUCAUGGAGAUUAAACAGUCUCUGGCUGAUCUGGGGAUGGAUGUCAGCAAAGUGGAAGCAGAGAAGAUCCUCCAAAGUAUAGACGUGGAUGGCACCAUGACUGUGGACUGGAACGAGUGGAGGGAGCACUUCCUGUUUAACCCAGCCACCAACCUGCAGGAGAUUGUCCGCUACUGGAAGCACUCCACGGUGCUGGACAUUGGGGACAGUCUCACCAUCCCAGACGAGUUCACAGAGGAGGAGAAGACGACUGGGAUUUGGUGGAGGCAGCUGGCGGCAGGAGCCAUGGCGGGCGCUGUGUCCCGGACAGGAACUGCCCCGCUGGACAGAAUGAAGGUCUUCAUGCAGGUGCAUUCUUCUAAGAGCAAUAAAAUCAGCCUGGUCGGUGGUUUCAAGCAAAUGUUGAAGGAGGGCGGCCUGACGUCUCUGUGGAGAGGAAACGGAAUCAACGUCCUGAAGAUCGCUCCGGAGACGGCCAUUAAAUUCAUGGCCUACGAGCAGUUUAAGAAGAUGCUGUCCAGUGAACCAGGGAAGGUCAAGACCCACGAGAGGUUCAUGGCUGGAUCGCUGGCCGGAGCCACGGCCCAAACGGUCAUCUACCCCAUGGAGGUGAUGAAGACCCGUCUGACGCUGAGGAAGACCGGACAGUACUCAUCGAUGUUUGACUGUGCCAAAAAGAUCGCCAGGAAAGAGGGACUGAAGGCGUUUUACAAGGGCUACGUCCCUAAUAUUAUUGGCAUCAUUCCCUAUGCUGGAAUCGACCUGGCGGUGUACGAGAGCUUGAAGAACUUCUGGCUGUCCCGCUACGCCAAAGACUCGGCCAACCCGGGGAUUCUGGUGCUGCUCGGCUGUGGAACCUUAUCCAGCACGUGUGGCCAGCUGGCCAGCUACCCUCUGGCUCUGAUCCGCACCCGGAUGCAGGCACAAGCCUCUAUUGAGGGUGCCGAGCAGCUGCCGAUGAACCUCAUGGUGAAGAGGAUUUUGGAGAGGGAGGGCUUCUUUGGACUUUACCGCGGCAUCCUGCCCAAUUUCAUGAAGGUGAUCCCGGCCGUCAGCAUCAGCUACGUGGUGUACGAGUACAUGCGGGACGGCCUGGGGAUUCAGAAGUAGGCAACCGAGUCAACUGUGACGAGCGGAGGGAAAAAGGACGGGCGACCAUUUAGUUCUUUCAUACGUUUCCCUUCUUACAUACGAGGGACACUCACUUGUUUACCUGUAGGUCGUCGUCUGGAGAGAAGUUUUAAAGUGAUUCCUGAACUGUGCUAAACUAAACUACGUUGUUUGGAAGAACCUGCAGCAGCCGCUCAGAGCUGAUGAUAAUUAAUAAUCACCCCCUGGUGGCUGGCCGCAGUUUAUGCAAUAAACCCGGCGUCCUCCACGUUAGCAGAUUGGACACGGGCCAAAAUUAUACAACAAUUUUUUCUCUAAGAUGGCCGUUUUCAGGAAAGAACUCCAGAAAAGGUCUGCUAUGUUGGGUGCGGACAUUCUCCGGAGUUAUCACUAAUUCAUCAACUAUGGCUUCAUUUCUGGAUGGUGGGGGGGAAGUGGAGACGUGUCUACCAUCAUUGUUUACACUCGACACUCUCGUUGUGGACUUAUUUAACAUCCGAGCAACAAAAUGUGGAUAUUUUUCUAAGCACAGACACUUGCAGAGAUUUAUUUAGUUUGCCCUUUGGUUUAUUUGUUGGUUUGAGUAGAUUAGUCAAUUAAGUCAUUUUAAGCAUGGGUCGUGUUGUCACUUGUUCCUUUAGCGUUUGACCAAAAAGCACCUUAUCGCACCGUCCUUCCUCCUAAUGGGAAACACAAUGUUCUCACUGUCUGUUCUCUGGGAUCAGUGAAAGUGGUCUGACCAAAUGUUAGAAAGCUUCAUUUACGUUCAGUAAAUUCGUCCGGAUUUUAACACAAAGCCGUUUUUUACACAUUGGACGCCUCGCUCUCAUGUUUGAGAAAAGACACUUCUUCAUGGAUUUCACUCUGAGUGUCAGCCUCCAUUUUACAGGAGAAUAUUGUUUAGACCUUUUUAUUUCGUUUGGUAAACGGGGAGUAGAGAUGUGCCUUAUGAGAUGAUUCCCUGACAUCUGUGAACGUCUCCACCCUCACACCGUCUUGCCUUUCUUUCCCCAUAUUUGGUGAAUUUGACGAUGGUGUUUACAGU